GCAUGACAACAAUAUCACUGAGUUGUCAAUGUGCCAAUGGAUGAAGAGCUGAUUAGCUUCAGUAUCAGUAGAUGGCACGGUGAAGAUACGGGAAGAACGCAAGGCAUCACAUGUUGCUUUAGAAUGCACUCUUCAGCCCCCAUACGAACAUGGUAAUUCUCGGGGAGGAGUUUGCUCAACCAAAGCUUACCAUUUUUGAAAUUUCACCGAAGGUUUCUGAUGCAGUUCAGGCUAGAGCAGAGCAAGACAAAUAUCACGGAGUAAUCCUCCUUCUAGAAGGUCUGGCUGAGAGCAUUCCUGAAAUCCAUGCACUCUUAAAGGAAAUUCACAUUUUGCUCCAACAAGGUGUUGCUGCUGAUAAGAUAUUUGUUCAUCUUUCACCAUGGGCUUCUACUUUAGUUGAAUUUCUACCACCAUUUAUCAGAAGACAAUUGCUUCCUUACGCUGAACCUGAUGACUCAACACAGUCGUCUCAGAUUGGGACCAAGAAGAUCCUAGCAUAUCCUAUGGAAGCAAAGAUAAACAAAUUUCAGAAAGAAAUCACACAGGAAAGGAAAAAAUAG
Messenger RNA from Lathyrus oleraceus (garden pea), 563 nucleotides. Its product is annotated as pyrophosphate--fructose 6-phosphate 1-phosphotransferase subunit alpha-like. Bases 150 to 563 code for a protein of 137 amino acids. Gene Ontology annotation, cellular component: cytosol. Gene Ontology annotation, molecular function: 6-phosphofructokinase activity; diphosphate-fructose-6-phosphate 1-phosphotransferase activity. The record is from RefSeq and is a predicted model, not a curated record. The transcript has a single exon. Gene Ontology annotation, biological process: response to glucose; photosynthesis; glycolytic process. Lineage: Eukaryota; Viridiplantae; Streptophyta; Magnoliopsida; Fabales; Fabaceae.